Molecule: messenger RNA, 1560 nt
Organism: Protopterus annectens (West African lungfish)
Lineage: Eukaryota; Metazoa; Chordata; Ceratodontiformes; Protopteridae
Gene: NUDT5
Product: nudix hydrolase 5
Exons: 11
Coding region: 775-1434 (219 amino acids)
Biological process (GO): ribose phosphate metabolic process; nucleoside phosphate metabolic process
Cellular component (GO): nucleus
Molecular function (GO): ADP-ribose diphosphatase activity
Source: RefSeq, a predicted model, not a curated record
AAUCCCAAUGUCCUACUCUUUGGAUUAGGAAACACUUUAGCGCCUUUUAACGUAUGGGACAGAAGGACCAAUUGGCUAAAACGUAGUCAGGCAAUUAACUACAUUUUUGAAAUGGUCAGGUUUUGGUGGUGUUUGUUUCGAAUUAUUACUUUUUUGUCUUCUUGCGGUCUUUAAAUUUUGGAUUAGUACCAAGACUUUUUUUUACUCAUUCUGCUGUACUGUUGCUUAUCCACGUGGUACAGUAGAAUGCACUGUACAGACAUCUGCAGGAUUUUCUUUUAGUUUUUGCAAGUCUGUAAACACCACUACGCUUAUCAUAACUGUUUUCGCAUCGUGGUCCCGUCGUGCAGCAAUCUGUGUUUGCUUUUGGAUUGUUUGUUUUUUCCUGGGCGGGGGUGGAGGCGGAGUUUAACCUGGGGCAGCAGGUAUACGCGGCUACUUUGCGUUACCUACACUUUGUGAAUAGCUGUCACUAGACUGUCCAAUGAAUAUGAGCGAAGCAGUAAAUGUAAUCAGAUUGGUUAUAUGAACAGUACUCUUCCAGAUUAGCAAUUUCUCGAAAGAAGAGAUUCGAUCACAAGAGACUUUGAGCCAUGGCCCAGAACAGUAAAUGGCAAUAGAGGUGCAGCAGUAGAUUUUAUAAGGAAAUGGUCAUCCAACUCUUUUUUUAAAGGCUACACUUUCUCCCAGUAAAAGUUGUAUCUGUCAUCAGUACAGAGUUGCAUUCUACCAUUAAGCACCAUAUUUCCAUCAGUACAGAGUUGUGCACAGACAAUGGACAAAGCAGCUUCUUGUGAUUCUCCUCCAGUGAGAAAAGAAAUGAUACUUAAAGAAGAGGUAAUGGUCGAAGGUAAAUGGGCUAAGCUCGCACAAACAACAUAUACAGACCCUAAUGGAAAAAGCAGGAUCUGGGAAACUGUAAAACGUACCACUAAGAAAACAGGGGCCGCAGAUGGUGUAGCAGUGAUAGCAGUGCUGAAGAGAACUCUCCAUUAUGACUGCCUUAUCCUAGUGAAACAGUUCAGACCACCUAUGGGCUGUUACUGCCUUGAACUUCCAGCAGGUCUGAUUGAUGAUGGUGAAAGUGAGAGGGAUGCUGCUUUAAGAGAGCUUGUGGAAGAAACUGGAUACCAUGGAGAAGUCAGUGGAGUUUCACCAGCUGUUUGCUUGGACCCUGGUUUAACCAACUGCACAACUCAUUUAGUCUAUGUGACGGUUAAUGGAGAUGAUUCUGUAAAUAUCAGACCUAAACAACAGCUUUCUGAUGGAGAAUUUGUGGAGGUAGUUUUGAUACCAGUGAAUGAACUACUAAAGAAACUUGAUGAAAUGGUGCAGAAGGAGGACAUUGUGGUGGAUGCCAGAGUUUACGUCUAUGCCUUGGGAUUAACUGAUGCAAUAUUAAAGCCUGCCCAACUUCCUGUUUUAAAGGCUUGAACAUGUUGGUUAUUCUUUUGCUAAUGGAUUUCUGAAUAGAACUGAUUUACUUUGCAAACGUACUAAUUUGUAUUUAAUACAUGAGUUAUAUUAUUACAGAAAAUAAAGAAUCGGAUGUUUUAAAAA